Messenger RNA from Austrofundulus limnaeus, 3467 nucleotides. Its product is annotated as SITS-binding protein. The transcript has 10 exons. The record is from RefSeq and is a predicted model, not a curated record. The coding region runs from base 448 to 2529 and encodes 693 amino acids. NCBI's taxonomy places the organism in Eukaryota, Metazoa, Chordata, Actinopteri, Cyprinodontiformes, Rivulidae.
GUGUUACGUCAGAAAUUGCAGGGCAAGCAAGGCAGAGUCUUAGGAGCUAUUCGUAGGCGUUACUGCCAAACCCGGCUCUUUGGGCUGCUCCUGAGCUCCCUGCAGCCAAUGCAAUUUCUAACUCUUUUUAAAAACAGCGGCAAUAUGCGGUAAGUCAGUUAUUCAUUCAUACUCUUUCAUUUCCUCGGGAUUUUUUUCCCCCCUCACAGCUUUCUUUACGUGACAGGUCACUGUUGCUGGCACAAUUACGCGCAAAAAAAAGAGGCAACAACAACAACAGGGGAGAGUGCAAAUACGCAGAGUAGUUUACACACACAGCCUCACUGAAAACAUCAUGGCAUGAUGAGGCAGAAGAGGUUUUUGACUCGCGGGGUUUUCUGCAGCAAGUUUUUUUGUUUGAUUUUUUGGGUGAUCUGAAAAGAAGAAGAAGAAGAAAAAAAAGCAAACAUGCCUCACGCUCGAAAUAGGAACCCGAGUCCCAUCCCAGAGGUAACAUGGGACACGGGACUGAAGGAGAUGAACGAAACCUGGAAAGGAGCUAUAGCCUGCCUGGGGGUGGCUGUCUUCUUUGUGAUGACCAUUGGGAUCAUAUAUUGGCAAGUGGUGGACCAGCCCAACAAAAACUGGAUCCUCAGGGGGACCCUGAGCGGACUGAUCUGGGAGAGAAGGACCCACUCGCUGGUCAUCCAGACUCUGACGGAGGACAUGACCUACGUGGAGAUAGAUGUGGGGAACGUGGGGAACCCCGACAUCGAGGUCCCCUUCGUGAGGAACCUSUGCUGGCUGAACAAAACCGAGUUCUGCUACACGUGGGACUCGGUGGCCGAGGUGAAGAUCUCGCUGGAGGUGAACGAGGAGACGGAGACGGAGUGCUACAGCAUGACCUGGACACCGGUGCACUGUCAUGUGGAGCUGAAGGACUGCUUCUCUAUGGCUAACGUGUCCUGGUACGGCGGUGCCAGUGUCCGCGGUCAAACCUGGCCAAUGAACGAUCAAAACGCAAUGAUGCAGCCCUUCGUCAUCAGUGAUCUGAAGGACACACCCUCUGGAUUCGGCUCUCCUCUGGAACGCUACUUCCUGGGUUCGUCUGGAGUCGCCGUGCUCGUAUCUCCCGAUAAUCCCGUGCAGCUCGGGGUGGACAGCAGACAGCAGUUCUGCCUGAAGUCACUGCCUAGUAUGGAGCGUCUUCCUCUUCAGUACACUGUCUGUGUGGCCCACAAUGUAAGGGCCGCUCACCAGGAAGCGGUGCAACAGCUCUCUGAGCACAGCCGAGAGCUGCCCAACAUGAAAACACUGUGGCUGCCGUUUUGGAAGCUCCUCGCUAACGUGGACUCGGGGCCGAAGGUGGAGCGGGAGCUGAGGACCUUCUCUAAUCGUCUGAAGAGACACCAGCUGGGGGAGGGAGUCAUCAGCCUCAACGAACAUUCCACCACUCUCCUCUCAGAUAUGGACCACGACUACCUCAACAACAGGAAGAGAGGGAUGUCCAAGAGACUGACCAGGGACCUCCCACUUGUCAAGCUUCUUAACAUUUCCAUCACCUUGUCCCCUUUCCUGGGCGUGGACACCACGCAGUUCCACACCUCCCUCAUGGAUGGCACAGAGGCCUUCUGGCUCAGCCUCCCCUCGGCCGCUCAGGGAACGCUGAUCCCUGUGAUGAGUCAGUGGCGAGGAAAGUUCUGCGUAAAGCUGAACCUCACAAACCCAGCAGCAGUGAGCUGGUUUCUGGACCGGGUGGGAUCCCUGCAGGCCCAUUUAGGAAUGGAGUACAUCACGCUGGAGGGGGGCGAGGGGAAUCUGUUUGAGGAGCAGGCUCUGCGGCCACCACUGGCUCUGAGUGGCGACAAGUACGUGGAGCUUCUGGCUGACCUGGCCGCCAGCAUCGGAGACUCCACCAUCGUGACGGCAGGAACACGGUCGAACCACAAGCCGCUGUUUGUGAGGAUGACCCCCCUACAGUCUGACUGGGGUCCAAUGGGACUGAGAGCCAUUAUUCCCUCCUUGUUGCACCAUACUCUGCUGGGAUACAACUUCCUCAUUCCUGAUGCAGUAGGAGGCACUCUGUCUGGAGAACUGGUCACAGAUCCGGAGCUGUUCAUUCGAUGGCUGGAGAUAGUUGCCUUCCUCCCAAGUAUCAGCUUCCACACGCCGCCCUGGGUCUGCGGAGAGGAGCAGGUGGUGAACCUGACUCGGACCUACAUAGCAAAGCACCAGAGGGAUGUGGUUCCGCUGAUAGAAAAGUAUGCAGAGGAGUGGCAGUUGACGGGAAACCCCAUCUACCGGCCAAUGUGGUGGCUCAGUCCCAGUGACCCAAUGACCUUCACCAUCAACGACCAGUUUCUCAUCGGAGACGAGGUCCUGGUGGCGCCGGUGGUGGAGAAGGGGGCGGUGCAGAGGGAUAUUUAUCUACCUGACGGGGGCUUCCGGUGGCAGGACAGCCGGAGCGCGCAGGUGUUUGACGGGGGGACGUUUCUGCAGGACUACCCCGUUCCUCUGGAGGAGGUGGCUGUUUUCCUACAGAGAACCUGAGUCCUGACUAAUCCACUGAAUCACUUGACUCCUACUGUUACUGUUCUGAAUCAAAUUCUUAAAACAAAUACUUCUCUGAAAGUGUCCUGAUCUCAACUUGCACUUUUCCCCCUAAAGACCAUGGACAUUCUCUCAUCUUCUGGCUCGAGAUGAGAAGUAGGAAGACUUAAAAUACUUGCACUUUAAAGUUGAAAAUGACUUUUUCUUUCUCUCUUUUUGAGCAUUUCUUUUUGCUUCCUUUAUCGUUUUUUUUUUAAAGAAAAUGUUAAUCAGUUUUUACCUCUCAGCUGAUUUGUUUCUGGACUUUUUUUUAAAUUCAUUCACCUGUUUUUGUGUAUAGUUCUUGAGAAAUCCGUGUGUUUACAUACUGCCUUUCAACAGUCUUUAAAAUUUCUAGUUGCUGCUGGCUCUCUUCAUGGAGAGGAACAAAGCAAGCCCCGAUGUUGGCUUAAAAGAAUCUCUCAAGAAGACCAAAUGAAGAAAUGGAAAAACAAAGGACGACUUUUGAAAAGGCUAUUUUUUUUCUUCGAGGGAACCGCUUGCUAGGAGGAAAUUACGUCGCAGAAAGCUGCCAAUGGGGACAGAGAUUCGCUGUGGAUGUCUUGCUUACUCAACAGAAAGGCUUUUACUUGAACCAAUCAGGCUGCGGGGCUGCUGUUAAAUGAAUGUACCUCAAAUUCUUACUCAACAACCCAUCAUCCUUAGUACAUGAAGCAGUUUGAAGUAAUCAUACCACUGUAUUAUAGUACUGUACACCAGAAAACUUGAGGCCAGGUUACUGUUGUUUUAACUUUUCAUACAUUUGAGUUUAGAUCAAAUUUGACCUUUAUAAUAAUAUUACUGUAGCAGUGGGUUAUAAAUGGUGAUUUUGAAUUAUUGUUUUGAAAUGCUCUCCCUUGGGAGCCACUUAAAGUUCUAAAGAAGCCAUGAAGAAGAUG